CUUCUUAAAAUGACGCUAGCAAGCCGACGGCACCAGCGGAGGAGAAGGAGAGGGGACUGAAAUGUAGAGCUGGCAUCUACUUUCCCACCGUCUUGAGGACGCUUUUAUAUACAUAUACACAUAUAGAGGGCCUUCAUGAAGAGCCCCAAGUUAUUAACACUAUUAUUAUGUCGGAGGGAGCAGUUGCAGCCUGGUGCUUGCUGUACACAGUUCGUCUAUUUAUUCCAGUCUGAAGCAGGAAUUCAGAUAGAAGACUUCCAAGUAGGUAGAUAGAUUAGCUUAUCUAAACAAGUGUUUUUUAAAACGUCGGUUUGUUUUUGUCACCCGCUCGCAUUUUAUAAGCUUUUUUUCCCCUUUUUUGUGGAGAAAGAUUGUAAGGUAAAGCCACACGGAAGCAAUGUAUAAUACAGUUUGGACAGCGGAAAAAGCCGGCGAGGAAGGAGACUGGAGGGACGUGAUGAUGCCCUACUCCACAGAGCUGAUAUUUUAUCUGGAAAUGGACCAACCGCCAGCUCUUCCUCCCAAGCCAGCGAAGCCGCAGCAGCCCUCAUCAGUCGGGGUGGGGGGAGGCAGCAGCAAUGGCACCAAGGAUGGAGGAGCAGGAGGCUCACUGCAAGAGGCUGAGUGGUACUGGGGUGACAUAUCCAGGGAGGAGGUGAAUGACAAGCUCAGAGACAUGCCUGAUGGGACCUUCCUGGUACGGGAUGCUUCCACCAAGAUGCAGGGCGACUACACACUCACACUGAGGAAAGGGGGAAACAACAAGCUGAUAAAGAUCUACCAUCGGGACGGGAAGUACGGCUUCUCUGACCCCCUGACCUUCAGCUCGGUGGUGGAGCUCAUCAGCCACUACAGACACGAGUCUCUGGCUCAGUACAAUACCAAGCUGGACGUGAAACUCAUGUACCCCAUCUCCCGCUUCCAGCAGGACCAGCUGGUAAAGGAGGAUAAUAUUGACGCCGUGGGGAAGAAGUUGCAGGAAUACCACAAUCAGUACCAGGAGAAGAGCAAAGAGUACGACAGACUGUACGAGGAAUACACCAAGACAUCGCAGGAGAUCCAGAUGAAGCGGACGGCCAUCGAAGCCUUCAAUGAGACCAUCAAGAUCUUCGAGGAGCAGUGCCACACGCAGGAGCGCUACAGCAAGGACUACAUCGAGCGCUUCCGGCGCGAGGGCAAUGACAAGGAGAUUGAGAGGAUCAUGAUGAACUACGAGAAGCUCAAGUCUCGGCUCGGAGAGAUUCACGACAGCAAGGUGCGGCUGGAGCAGGACCUGAAGACACAAGCCAUGGACAACCGAGAGACAGACAAAAAGAUGAACAGCCUGAAGCCCGACCUCAUACAGCUCCGCAAGAUCAGGGACCAGUAUCUAGUCUGGCUCAAUCACAAAGGAGUUCGUCAGAAACGAAUUAACGACUGGCUGGGAAUCAAGAACGAGAACACUGACGAAGGCUACUUUGUGAGCGAGGAGGAUGAGAACUUGCCUCAUUACGACGAGAAGAGCUGGUUCGUCGGGGACCUGAACAGGACGCAGGCGGAGGAGCUGCUCAUUGGGAAGCCAGAUGGAGCAUUCCUCAUCCGAGAGAGCAGCAAAAAGGGCUGCUACGCUUGCUCUGUAAAUGUUGAAGGUGAAGUGAAGCACUGCGUCAUCUACAGCACACCCCGCGGCUUCGGCUUCGCUGAGCCCUACAACCUGUACAGCAGCCUGAAGGACCUGGUGCUCCACUACCACCAGACCUCCCUGGUGCAGCACAACGACUCGCUCAACGUGCGCCUCGCAUACCCCGUCUACGCACAGAUGCCCUCCGGACGCAGAUGAACCCCACCCACCAGGCCACACCCCCACAUAGACAUCAAACCAACCCCCUCUUGGGGAAGGGAGAACGGGGAAAGUGAAGGAAGGAAGGAGGGAGGGGGGAUUGGUUGAAAUACAAAGCAACCCCAACACCAGACCCGAUAAAGAUAGAAACGAAUUAACACUUGCUGCAACACACACGUCAGCCACCUUGGAGUUAUAUAUUUUUACAAGAACAAUUUCGGAGGGCAUUCUUUCUAAAGACUGCUUGAUUUGCACAAGGAAGUUUUAAAUGUUUGUGAAUGUGAAAAAAAAAAAUACGCGACUGAAGGAAGGAAAGAAGGAAACGAAGUAGGAGACUUCAGAGUUUCAGGUUGACCCCGCUGCUACCUAAACUCCAGCUCAGACUUUUUACCAGAAACUCAAAAACCACGCAAAUGAUGACGAAGACAACAACAAAACAUUCCCAUUUGAAAUCUUUUUUUUUUUUUUUUUUUUUUUUCGUUAUUUUUAUUUUACACCUCAGAUGGUUAUAUUAAGACGUUUCUGUUUUCUGGAGUCGUUUUCAUGUUUCCGAUGUUUCCUUUGGUUUCUCGUAGCUUUGUUUGUGGUAAAUGCAAGAGGAGAUGAUGUCAAGUGUCUGUUCUGUCCCUCUCCGUACGAAAAGCAAAAAUAAUGUAGCAUAACGAGACAACGAACACUUGUUUUAUGAAGUGUUCCUCCAUGUAGACUGCUGCUGAAGGGUUUAGGGGGAGGGUGGGGGAGUCAAGGGGGGAGGGUGGGGCACAAGCGACACAUACAGUUUUGUAGUCUUAAAAGAAGGACAAAAGGCUUGCUUUUAUACUAACUGUAGAGGGGAUUUUUUGUAUUACUUUUGCUUUGCUGGAACAUAGUUUUUGUCCUCUUUUUGCCAAUGUGUAAAUGGCAAUGUCACAGAUCAGAACCAGAGACCAAAGUUGGUGUGGAGAGGGAGGGGAAGGGAAGGGGGAGGGCAGAGAGUCAGUGUGUGUUUCUUAGGGGUUUUUUUCUCUUUCUUUUUGUGAAUGGAGAAAGGAAUGAAGAAAAGCAAACGAAUGGUGUGUUUGAGACCACACAUAAAACUGAGUUUUGGGCCACGUACUUGUGCACCAAAUAGCCUUUUUGGAAAACCAAAUGGUACGUAAACAGAAACGCCAGGACCUUCUGUAAAUACAGAUGGCCAAGUAAGAAGCACUUAGACGAGUCCCAUGUGUGGCCUCAGCACUCUGUACCUUACUCUGUGACUCACUCACCCAGCUUUCCCUGUGUAAGUCAGUGGUGAAAAGACAAAAAUAAAGCUAAAAUUAUCAGUUGACUAAUUAGUCAGUCAGCCAACAGAAGAAUAAUUGGCACCUAAAAUGAUUCAGACUUUUAAAUAAUUUUCUUGAUUGUGAGGAUUUGCUACUUUAUUGUAUGGCAAUAAAAAAAUAGCAAUUUUAUGACAUCACAUUGGGCUUUUAUGACAUUAUAUAGACUAAAGGGUAAUUGAUUCAGUUAGAUGAAAUUAUUAGCUGCAGCCCAUGCCAUUUUGUAAUAGUUUUUUUUUUUUUUUUUUUUUUUUCCGGUUUUCCAGUUCUGGUUUGGUAUUUUUCUGAUGCCUCACAUGUCUACUCUCUGCCUGGAAUGAUAAAAUAUUUGCUUAACUUUGGAAUCCAGUAAUUCCAGACUUAGUUCCUCCGCUCUGCUCUUCUUUGCUGUCCGCUGGAAGACUGAGGCAGUUCCUGGAAAUACUGGAUUUUAAAUACUUGUAUAGGGAGCACUGUGUGACCAAAUCACAACAUAACAUACAGAGUGCUGAGGUCACAAAUGUCUCUACACUUUAACCAGACAAAAAAGGUUACACAUGGUCAGAUUCACCAAAAUCGUCCUUUUAAAAGCAUAAAGGAAAACAAGUCUGACCAGAGAACCUGAAACCCAUUUUAUGUGUGGUUUUAAAAAAAGAGUGAGAGAUACAUGAAUAUAUGCUUAUGACUGUGGAUUGAAAAACUGGGACUGUUUGUGUUGUUUGUUACAAAACCCUCAGAAAUAAUAAGCUUUGAUUAAAAAAAAAAAAAAAAAAAAGUUCUAUGUGUAACACAGCGAGCAGGUAGACGGAGGCAAUGUCCCGAGCUGAAGAUGCAGGCUUUAGAAGAAAAUACUGAAAACUUGAAAGAACGUGCAAUCUAGCGUUGUGUUAAUGUAGUUCAGCAGUCAAGCAGAGAGACGCACUAAGGUCCGAGAGAUAAUCAAAGUGCACAGUGAAGCUUUUGGAGUGAAAUUCAGUUUUGUUUGUCUGAUUGCUUCGUUUCCUCGUUUGUUUUGUUAAAUUUGUCUUUUUUUAAAAACACAGAACUUCUUGCCGGUGCUUGACUUUAUAACCAGUGGAAGCAUUUUCUGUCAAAGACUAAAAAAGCAUCACACAAUAAAAAAUAUCUUCAAAAACUGAAGAGAAAAACACAACUAAGUUGCACUCUAUUCUUCCUAGGAAUUUGAAACAAAUCUGUAUUACUGAUUGGCUGUUGGCACGGAGAUCAUACUCACCCAUUGGCUGUUCCUUUUAGGAGACACGUCUGAGAUGAACGAGGUCAGCGUUGUGUCUCAGGGGACCUGGUGUCCCCAGACAGUCAUCCCGCCGCUGCCUGUCUGAUAAUCUGCAGCUAUUUGGAGAAUGAAAAGGAAAGAGGGGGAUGAUAUCUUGACCCUGGUUUAUGGCAAACAAAGGCAGCUGUUCUUAAUUCAUCCCCUUUCUCUACACCGACACAAGCCUGUUUUUUUGUUGUUAUUUUUUUCUUUUGGAGGGGGGGGGGUCCACAGGAAAACAUUUGUGAGGUCGUCUACCAAAAACCUCUUUUGAGAGACACUGGUUACAAAGUCAGACAAAGCACCCUCCCCUCUUUGUCGUCUGCGGUGUUUUUCACAGUAUGAUAAGCCAGCAUCAGAGUGUAUGGGCCACACACACAGGUACGUCUGAAGCAGUGUAUCAGGUUGUAGGAAGAGGGCCAUUGUUUGAGAAACUGCAGCAGAGUCAUUGUGAGUGAAUGAUACAACCUUGGUUGUACCCACCAUGUGUUUAUCUAUACCCCCGUCUCAAUGUCCUCCUCACACUCCACAGUGUAGUAACCCAUGACAGUAUCACCGUUAUCUACCCCCACGCACACCACGCCCUUGAUAUCGUCUGCUCACAUUAGGUAGAUGAGUUGGGGGAGGCGUGGUUUGUGGACCUGAAAGCCAUUGAUAGGAAGCGGUCUCUCCUCAAUCAGUUUGGGUGUCCUAAAGCCGGCAGUGCUUAAUCCAAUUUGGCCUGUUCUCAGAUUGCCGAUGCCGACUGCUUCGGUAAAUUUCUAAAAAUUUGUCUAAAUAAAAUGCAAAUCGGAUUGUGUUUUCAUCCACACAAAUAUUCCUGAGAAGGCGUAACAAGAUCAAAGAGCACAAGUAACACUGGUUCGUCUUGGCAUUCUGUUGCUGCUUUCUGUAAUCCUACAUUUUCGUGCAUGUACAGAAGCAAAAUUGGCAAUGUCACUGUGUCAAAGACACAGUGACAUUCACUGUGUCUUUGAGAAAAAACAAACCAAUAAAAACCAGAAAUCUGUUGGAAUAUUUAUAAAGACGAGGUUUAAAUAAUGCCAACGGAAACAUUACCACCCCAGCCAAGUCUAAAAAGGUUUUGGUAAUAUCUUUUCAAAUUGAUGCCAUCUCCACUUUGCUCUAGCUUGUGCCAGUUCAAAUGCACUAAAAGGUGGAUGGAAACAAACAGUACUUAAUGUCACUUCCAGGUCUGUGUAACAGCAUCCAUGCUAAGGAAGGUCGGAGUAACGUACGUCCUAAAAACAAAAAGUAAACAAAGUUACAUGAAAAUGAAUAAAAGCAGUAAAUUAUUAACAGAAACUUUUAAUGCAGUUGACGUAUUUGACUGAGCAACAACUGUAGAAAUCAAAUCAGUUGUUUUGCUUGUGAACAGGCUUAAUUGGAUUUAGCAUGAAGCAUACUGCUGGUCCCAGUAGUCCCUCUCUACCAUCCCAGUCUAACUAAAGCUAAAGCAGGUACGGAGGAAGAAACACAGCGUCGUCACAGCUGGACGCAGCAGCUGCAGCAUAAAGGACGUGGUGGCAUGUUGGCUGUGUCCUAUUUCACGGGCCACUUUCAGAUUCAGCAGAGAAAUUUGACUUUCUUUUGUCCAAAUUCAGGAAUUCGUAGAUAAAUAUCACCAUUUUUUUAUGUAAACUCUGAAGGGAGUUUCUCAGGCGUCUUUAUUAUUAUUUUUUUUACAUUUGUUGCCCUGACAGACUUUUCUCCUCUUUGCGUGUUAUGAUUCUUUGUAUUGUUGAGGCCCCCUAUAUCAGUCCAGACUUGGCGUUCUGCAGUUUUGCAACUCCUUUCUUCUCACACAAACUGUGGCUACAAGUAUUACCACGAUGCUUCAGGGUAAACAAGUUUUAGCUUUUUCACAGAUAUCCAAUCCAGUGUUUCUGGCAAGCAUCAGACCCAUACGGAUACCAUAAUGCACUGUGGAUACAGACAGGAAGUUGCAAGAAUUUGUGAUGAAUCUUCUGCUAAUAAUCUUUGUGGAGGAAAAGGUUUAGGCUUCCCCUGCCUAGCCGCCGUCCUUUAAAGUCAUCUGCCUCUGAAUUGGGACACAGCCUUUAUUGUGUUUUGUAUCUGCUGCUGUCCGCCUGUGAUGACGGUCUUUGUUUUUUCUCUUGGACUAAUGGGGGACAGCAGGGCGGGGUUUGUCGAUAUAAUCUUGAAUGUACAAAAAAGGAUCACUUUGGGUCCAAAGCUGUUUCUUUCUUCCUGUUUUUUAAGCACCACAAGUCAUGUUCGUCCGUAACGGAAACAAGAUGAUCCUAAAACUCAAGGUGCUAUCGGAAAUGCAGGCCCGUUCGAUUUGGCAGACUUUUGAUGUCUCCUUCAUAACAUUUCCGGUCAUUAACCCUCAGGUGUUUCAAGUUUACCGUAGAAAUGACCACACAACAAAGCCAGCGAUGUUUAAAAGAAAAAAAGGAAAAAAAAGAAAACAACUAAAUCAGGGUUUUUUCUGCAUUGAUACUUAAAUCACUCUCAGCCGAUUAAGCUAGAUUCCCACGACUUUGACUUUUGUAGUGUCCUCACUUCAAGAGGCUUGUUCCUCACGGCUUCCUGUAGCUUAGACACAGCACCAUCACCGAAAGGAUGUCAUAGUCUUUCCUUCCCCUCCAUCACCACACAGUCUGACGGUUUGAUUUUAUUGUUUUUAUCAGCUGACUUUUGUUUUUCGAACGGGGAACUCAAACCCCCCUAACUUUAUUACUUGAACUAUAUUGCAUUGCUCACUGUUGAAUGUCUUUAUAUGAAAAUAUACAUUUAUUAAAGGAAAAAACAAAACAAAACGAAGAGUUCCCUUUUGUUUUAUGGUGAGCAGGGCCGAGGUUUUUAGAGUUUUAUGACAGAUGUACAGUAUUCGUUACAGGCAAACAUAGAGCUACUUUAGGAGGGAAGGAGGCGCUUUUUGAAACUUCUCAGAGAUAUGUUCGGAUCUUUACCUUCACACAGGGCUUGUCUGAAAUUGCACACAUUAUCAUCUACAAGAGACUUGUGUUAAUAUUUACCCAUGAUGUACUGUAUGCAUCAUGAGUCACAUUUACACGGAGAUGUCGUAUCUAUCAUAUAUAUAAAGCUAAAAGAUAUUACAGUUUGAAGGGUUGUUUUGAGUCGUAGUCGCUGUUCUUUUGACUGUUGUCAUUUCCCCCCCAAGACAUUAAGACCAAAGAUUUCAGUUCUUGUUAAUCCUUCAGUUGUUGAUCAUUGGAAGUGGAUGUUUCAGUGAUGUUUUUAUCUCCAUUGCCUUGAUAUUACCACAACUCAGAAGAUAAAACCAUGUCGUGUGAAUGAGUGUCCCGUACAACUAGCUAGGAUCGUUGGUUGAUCUGUUCAUUUAUGUUAAAAGAGUUUAAACAGGUACACUUUGUGACACGUCAGGAAGGAUCCAUUUUUUGAAAUCCUUGUUCAAUGAUGUCCCAAUGUAAAAUCAAUCAGAUUGAACUUGAUCUGCACUCUUCAGUUUGUGUGCCGUUGGUAGAAACUGACUUCUGUUGAGGAUUUUAAAAAAAAAAAAAAGAAAGAAAACGACCAAAAGUCACAGCUCUCUCACUCAUGCUACUUCAUAUAUUUGCACAUGAUGACCGUAGCUGGAGUUUAGUUUGGUUUGCAAUUUGAAACUUUUCUAUUUCUGUGUUGAAAAUGUCUUGCGGAAAUCUCAAAUUAUUAUUCAUUUUUUUAAAUGGGUGGCAAUGUAUUUUGUUUAUCUCCUGUGCACAAAAAAAUCAGUUACAAAGAACACCAUCCACAUGUUGCUAUCUUGUUAAGUUUUGGAUCUUGUUUUUUUUUUUUUAAUUUUGGGGCUCUUGUACAGUUUACACUGAUUUAAUUAGACUUAUGUCCACGUUUGGUGCAUUUUAAAUUCUUAUCCAGCUCGCAAUUUGACUUAAUUUUAAAGCUUGAAUUGCUGCAGGAGUUUUUAAUGUGUGAAGUGGUUGGUUGUUUUACACCCCUGAUGUAAUAUCAGUUUUCAGUAAUGAUAAAUUGACUUUGAGAUUUGAGAUUUCUGCAGGACGAUUUCCCUUCGUGUCUCACUCCACCACAACAUGCAAUAUUCCCUUUUCUGUCAGCCAGGGGUUUGUGAUGGAGGGUUGCAUGUUUUCCCUCAGGUGCAUCGACCCCCACAGGACAGGUGUUUCUGAAUGGGCAGGGGUUUCGCUCAUAGUAGUACUAAGAACAGGCAGGAAGAGAAGCAGUUAAGGAGCGUUAGUGGGACAAACCAAAAUAUCUGUUUUGUCAAGUUUACUUUUACAGACUGUUUAGUUGAGUUUUCCAUUUGGGAAAAUUCAACUCUAACUCAGAUAACUCCAGGAAACAGGCUUAGGUUCAUCUCUCAGAAAAUAAAGGUACAAUAUGAUUCAAACAAAGGUGCAGUCUCUGUAACAAAAAGGUACAAGAAGCCUGUUGUUACCUUUCUUUCUGAGUGUUUAUACUCACUACCAUCCCAGGACUGUUAAAAUAGCAACUGUCUGUUGUUCCUCUACUACCGUUAUUACUACAAAUACUACUACUCACCCUCAAGCAGAUCUGCAAAGUUUUAUUUGCAGCCAGGUUUGAAUAUGUUUGUGAUUCUCAGCGAGGAGUCGUGUUGUGUUCUUACCACUGCUUAUCUGAUCACAGUACCCAGCACAGCUUCGAGGAGUAACAGCUUCUUAUAUAUAUGAAAAUAAAGAACUUUUAAAAAAACUAACUAAAAAAAAAAAAAGAUUAAAAAAGUGUAUAUGACACCCACCCCUUCCCUCCCCUCCCUGUACCCCUUUUUGACAUACGUACAGAUCCAGCAUGCAUAUUUGGUACUCUUGACUGUUGUUUUUUGUGUAUAAAAGAAAAAUGGUAAAAAAGAUGUCUUUGAAAAACAACUGUUAUUUGUCUGUUAAUGGUGUAUUCAGAUCUGAAUUUGAUAUAGCAAAUUUAACAUCACUGCUUACAGCUGAAACAAGUUACAGUCCUUUUUGUGUCAGUUGUAUAAUGCUAUAACAACGUAAUACUGAGAGAGAGGACCAUUACUUUAUGGAAAUGUUUGUCAACUGUUGGCACAGCAUAUUAACACAAAUGUUAAAGAGCUUUGGGUUUUGAAUAUUUCUGUCAUUAUUAUUUUGAGUUUUCCCAAUGUCACAGAUCAUGUUCUGUAAACUGUAGUUAAUGUUGUCUUACGCAACUGAGCCAUGCUCUUCAGGCGCAUUAUGUGCCAUUUCAAAAUCAUUUUUGACUUUUAGGUAAGAUCAUCGCCUUCAAAGGUCAAAAUUUGUGAGUCAAGUUUACCAAAUUUCUCAAUAGAAAACCUUCAUGCAAAUUUCAUAUCCUCUGAUGGCAACAGUUUCCUUCAGCUUUAUGUUAACGUUGGUGUGACCAGGCCCAAACACUCAACUGUUCAAAAUGUAAAAGACAUAAUUCAGACUUAUGUGGUACAUCUGUUUGACUGAGUGUAAUCGGUCUCUUUCUCAGUGUUACCCUCUGCCAUACCUGCUACUGGCUUCUCUUGGUAUUCUCUCUUUGAAAUGGUUUUGGCCAAUCACAGUUCACUUUACUUUCUCGUAUCGGUUGCAAUAGUUUGUUGGUUGUAGAUUCUCCAUUUGUUUAUGAGCUGAACUCAUGUACGUUUAUCAGUGGAGCUCCACCAUAUUCAGUUCUCUUGCAGAAUAAAGAAAAUAUUUUGUUCAAAUACAAA
This is a messenger RNA of Epinephelus moara (kelp grouper), 10034 nucleotides long. It is a transcript of the gene pik3r3b, whose product is annotated as phosphoinositide-3-kinase, regulatory subunit 3b (gamma). Gene Ontology annotation, cellular component: phosphatidylinositol 3-kinase complex. Bases 398 to 1819 code for a protein of 473 amino acids. Gene Ontology annotation, biological process: insulin receptor signaling pathway; phosphatidylinositol phosphate biosynthetic process. The record is from RefSeq and is a predicted model, not a curated record. Lineage: Eukaryota; Metazoa; Chordata; Actinopteri; Perciformes; Serranidae. Gene Ontology annotation, molecular function: 1-phosphatidylinositol-3-kinase regulator activity. The transcript is spliced from 9 exons.